AUGCACCAUGAGCACUGGACAACGGGUCGUUUUCCUCCACGAAUAAAGCCGCGAUUUCAGUCGUUGGCCGCUUUGUCGUUCGGCGGGCGAGAAGAGGAUAAUAUCAGUGUGAAACAUAAUAGUAAAGUUCCAGGUUCGUACAAUAUUUGCAUUGUUUUGACGCAUGCGCGCGCGCACGAGUACUUGAGCGGAAAUACCCUCUUUUGGGUGAUUCGAAUUUCGCAUUCGAAAAUCGAGGGAGGGGGUAAUGGUCAAGGCCGGUGAAAGGAAAAAGUUUAGGAGGAAAUGAGGCAUAAGGAAAAAUGUUUCAUGUGAAAACCAGGAACUAACUAUCUUUUCAGGAAAUUGUUUCAUAUACUUAAAUUCCAGAAGACAUCCCAGUACUCCGCCGUCGAAAAUUCACCCGCCAACAGCGAAAAUCACUGAUAAUCGAGCCGGACACCUCCCUGAUUUUGGCUGGAAUCAAUCAGACGAGUAGUUCGAGUGACGACGAUGUCAAAGUGAUUUCCAAAAAAAGCCAUUAUCAGUUUUUGUAGGAAAAAGUUUUCAGUUGAACGGUAACACGUUGCCAUCGGAUUUUGGAGGAGCGGGGCGAAGGAAGUACGCAGCGAGGAGACGGAUCAAAAAACGAUUUCAUUCGACGAGCAAUUUGCAGCAAAGGUCGAUGGAAAACGACGAGAAUCUGUGGGUUUUUUUUUCGGGGUGACUCUAAUUGACACUUUUAUCGAUUCGGUCGAUAAGCAAAAGUGAAAUGUGUGUUGUUGGCCCGUGCCCAAACGGGCUUUUCGCUUUCUAAUCGACAUUUAUAUUGUACAAAUCUACAGAAGUGUCGCCACAAAAUCAUUGAGUGUGCGCGAUUUGAACGGAGAUAACAUCGAUUUCAACAAUCGGGAUUCGGUUAAAAAGUAACCACUUUUUGCUUCAUCAAGUCAUUUUCCUUUUUUUUUUCGCUUUUCAGGUGGACUUCCCAAAUAUUCGCCGAAUUGGAGGCGAUUCCAACGAGUAGGCGGGGUUCUAUGGACACUUUUUCGCUUUCUGUGAGUUUCUUUUCCAAACGUUUUUCAACAAAGGCAUUAUACGUACUUCUGUGCAGAGAUCGAUCCUGAGUCCUCCAGAAGUGAUAAUAGACCUUGCCGCGUCAUCAUCGUUUCCUCCUCCUUCUCCUCCAAACGAUCCGGAUCCAGUACCUGCACUUCAACCUCCGACUCCGAUGAAAAGGCGAAAGUUUCCAGUGAUUGACGACGUCGAGAAUUCAGAUGACACGCAUUUUUUGACGCCAAAAGUGCAAGAGGAUGUUGUCAGUCCUACUGUAAGCUUUUUGUGAACCCACUAUUGUAUUUACUGUUAACACGGCGACCAAAAACGUAGAAAGGGGCGUGGCCUAGCGUGCACGGUUUAUCACCAUUUUGGCGCGAGAAAUUCGAAAUUUAACCCCAUUUUUCAUGUUAUUCGUCAAAAAUUACCCAAAUUUUGUACGAUUUUGACGAUGUAAUUGCAUAACUUUUUUUAAAUUAAUCAUCGCGCACUUUUUGAGCUUUAAACGAGCAGGUUUUAUUCAGAAAUGAAUCAAUUGAAUCGAUUUUCAAGUUUUGUGCUGAAAAUGCGCGAAUUUCAGUCAUUCGCCGAUACUUUUUUGGGGCAGCGAUUGGCCGCGGAGAGCGUAUUGCAAAAUAUGCCAAAAACGUCUCAAACGCGGCGUUUCCACGAAAAUUUCGAUGUUUUCUCUCUUUAAUGUCUCUUCUUUCGUCGAUAUUAAACAGAAAAAUAUCGGAAAAGUGUGCUGGAAUUGCGGCAAUUUUCAGAAAACGCGUCUCAGAUUAGGCCACGCCCCUUUCUACACUUUUGGUCGCCGUGGCAGCUGUUUUUGAUUUUGAUUUCAGUUCCUUCGAGACUUGCUGACCGCCAGCUAUUACACACAGUAUCCCGAGUCGAAUUGUUCGGAUAAAAACGGAGGACAGACUUCUGUAAGCUUUUCAGUGAUUCAUAGUAGCACUAGACGAGAACCGGUUAAAUUCAGGACACUACAACCGCCCAAAAAGCGUCGCGAGCGUCUUCGUUCGAAUGGCUCAACAACACGGAAGAGUACAAAAAGUACGAGGAAUGCUGCUCCUCGGACGAGGCGGAUCGCGAAGUGGCCUCGAUCGGAAUGGCCACGCAGACGGACGUGUUGCUGAGGAAAAAGUGAGUCAUUUGGGCUUUGAAUAUUUGAAACGUUUUAACAAUCGUGAGGCCAAUCACAAUUGUGCACGAUUGUUAAAUGCUUAACUAUGAAUCAUGUUUCAACGGGUGUAAAACACUGUAAUAAAAGGGCACUCAAAAAAGUCAGAAGAACACAUCUCAGCGCUCGAUGGAGAUAUCAAAAAGUUAUCAACUGAUAAAAUGUGUACUAUACAAUUUUUGUACAUUUUAUCUAUCAGUUGACAACUUUUUUCUAUGUCUAGCGGCAGCUGAGAUACAUACGUUUAUUUUUUCCAGAAACUUUGAAGACCUCGAACGAAGUGUGCACGAACUGGAAAACCUGGGCAAUGCACCAUGGUUUCCACCGCCGCCGCCGCCGCCGCCGCCCCCAAUCGACGAAUAUCCUUUCGAUUCUCUGCCGACCAGUCAGUUACAGUACCCCUCACAAGCACUACCGUAUUCCCACACCGUUUUCCAGCAUUCCGAAAGCAGCGAAAAGCGGCGGGUGCGAGAAACGCGGGGAGCAUUUACGAGAAUGCGGCAGCUCUGCCGGAGCUCUUAAAGCUGGCGAGAGAGAAGGAGGAAAAGAUUACAAAAACGGGCGGCAAAAUUGAUAAAAAACCAUUCUCGCUGGAGAAUCUUCCGAUGGUUCAGCGGCUGCACGAGUUUAACAAGCCGCCCGUCGACACGAGUUGUUCCGACGAGAAGAAGAGCAUUACGUACUCUGAGUUCGCGCUCCAAUUGGCAGGUCAGUACGACGCUCCGGUAUUCCGGGGGUAUCUUAUUAGCAAACGUUUUAUUGAUUGACUUCUGUGUUUUCUGUCUCUGUUGUUUUGGAAUAUACCAUUCUUGCAUUGUGUUUAUGUAGGUUAUAACUUCAACCUUUCCAGAUUUGAAUUGUUUCAGAGACAAACGUUUCCAUGUAUUUUCCAAAAAAGAUCGACCGGUUAUUUCGCAUGAUGAACCCCCCAAAAAAGGUGUUCAUGAACACAUAAAAAGUGUAAAAAGUCGUUCGAAUAAAUCACGCGAAUGUGUGCGCAGACUUGCAAUGCGACGGAGAACUUUCUAAGUGUGAAGUGAUCUAAAUUAUUAUUAUCCGCUUGUCAAAAAGUGACACAUCUCCUGAUGUCUUCAUGCUUUUUAUCAUUCCUCUCUCUCUUUCUCUCUUUCUCUCUCUUCUUGUUCACAUAUUUGCGUUUCUGUUCACACUUUCGCGUGGGCGGAGUUUUUGCCCAAGAAGGAAUCAGGUGUCGGUAUCGUGUCAGUCGGGUUGAAGUACAAUAUCAGAACACUGAUUACAUGAUGUACUUGCACAACUAUUAUGAUUUUCAUUUUUACUCCAAUUACGACUAUUAUCACGACGCGUGGGCGUAUUAUUCUCGCGAGAGAUCGCAAAGAAAUGCGAGAAAAAUUAGUGAGUCUUUAGUGGGUUUUUUUUAGGUCAAUUGGCGAUUCGAAUUAGAAAAAAAGUGUAGAACGAUGGGAACUGGGGGGUCUUUUUGAGAAGUUCAUGAUAUCGGUUCCGUCAAACUUUGCAUUGAAUUCAAAGAUUUCAACUAUGUACAUAGUUAUCAAAAAAAAAUAUAAAUAUAUUUUUGCAGAACGAGAUGCUCUGGACGCAUGCUCUUGGCUGAGAAAAGCGGGUUUCUCGAAGUACGCCGACCAGUUUGACGGUAAUUUUUUCUCUUUUUGUGAAACUCCUUUGCAAAACUAGGUCACUUUGCCACCAAGACACUUUGCAACCACUACUAAAAGCGAAACGAUCUUUCUGAGCCGCCUUGUACCAAAAGUGAAGGCACAUUCCAUUCGAAACGAUGCGCGUAACCAAUAUUUUGUCGAGAAUGCCCGAAACGUGUGAAGAUUGUCCCCGCCGUUUCCCAUCUUCUCGAAUGUCUUGAUUCCCCCAUAAAUUUUAACCUUCGUUUGGAGAAUUUGUAUGCUUUACACACACCCCCCUUCCGCCGCCGCUAAAUACCUCUUCUUCUCACCCAUCCCCAAAAUUUAUCCGUUUUUCUCCUCUUUUCUAAUAGCGAAAAAUCGUGUCGCUUCUUGUUGCGCAACGCGGCGCCUAGGGGUAACGGACAGAAGAAGAAGAAGGAGAAGGAGAAGGAGAAGGAGAAGGAGAUUGGCGAAAAACAGUCAGAACCUGCCUAAUUUGACAUUGACAUACCCUCCCAUCAUGUACACGCAACACUCCCCACUUUUUGCUGCCAGACGCCAAGUUUCCUUUGUUUUUUUCCCCGAAGUUCACCAACGCCCACGCCUUUUUCCGCAUACCUUUUGUGUUCCUUUUCCUCCGGUAGUAAUUAAUGGUCCCAGUUGCAAAAUGUCCGGGGCUGAUUACUGACUAGGGAAUGGCCCGCACUUACUUUGGGCUUUUGGAAUAGGACCUAUAUGAUUCGAAAGAGAAUUUCACGGAGAAUCCGAAUCUGCUCUCGAUUUUUGCUAAAGAAAAUCUGCCUGUUUCUGCCACAUUUUCUAGCAAGUUCAUCUUCGGCGAUCUGUAUCUCAAGAACCACGCGUCCGUUGCAGAAGUCGUCAACUAGUAAGUUAACGCAAAUUAUCUCGUGAGUAACUUUGUAGUUGAUCGUCUAUUUUUAAAAAAAUUAGUUUUCGAGUUAUGAACUGUUUUCCUAGAGCAACAAGAAAAAAGUUAGUGCUGGGGUCAGAGCGACGAUAACUCGAAAACUAAUUUUUUUAAAAAUAGACGAUCAACUACAAAGUUACUCACGAGAUAAUUUGCGUUAACUUACUAGUUGACCACUUUUGCAACGGACGCGUGGUUCUUGAGAUACAGGUCGCCGAAGAUGAACUUGCUAGAAAAUGUGGCAGAAACAGGCAGAUUUUCUCGCCAGCCAGUGCUCUUUAGCAAAAAUCGAGAGCAGAUUCGGAUUCUCCGUGAAAUUCUCUUUCGAAUCAUAUAGGUCCCAUUCCAAAAGCCCAAGGUAAGUGCGGGCCUUUCCCUAGUCAGAAACUGGUACUAGACACGAUUUGACACUUUGAAACUGAAUCGGACAUUUUACAACCGUCCUUUCCCACGCGAAAUUAGUCCCCCAAAUUUGUGAUUGGUUGCAAAACAAAACUCGAGUGAUAAAGGGACAUUCAACUUCACUUUAACCUCAAAAACAUUGCAAACAAGACGUUUUGCAACCGCCGCCAGCCAAUUUGAUAGCGAACCGUUCCGCUUUAGUUGUCCAUUAGAGCGUAAACAUUUGUGAGCGAAUUAUCCAAAGCCAAAUGAAAGAUAAGGCAAACAGCACGGCGAGUCAGUCGUUUUCGUUUCCCUUUUCCGUUCCUUGUUUGCCGAUUUUAUUGGCACUGUCUUGAAAUCACUCAAAAAAAAAUAAAAGUUCUGUUGCAGAAGGAAAGUUGCCGAUCAAAGUGUCGUCGAAGGAUCUGGGCAUUCUGGAGGCGGACCUCCGAUCGCUGAGUCGCAGAAUUUCGAUUCUCAAUCGAUGCCACGCCAUGAAAGUGGACAGUGUUCCCAUGAGACGAAGACUUGUGAGUUUCGUGUAUAAAACAACUGACAUUUUUACUUGACCAUUCGGACGACGGUUAUUCUAUAAAAAUGUUAGAGGAAGAAAACUGAAAGUUCACUAAAAAAUUUCGACAAAAUCAAACUUCCAGAACAACGAGUAUUCGCGUGUGGACGCGUCGUCGAAGAACGAUGAUAAUGUGAGUGAGCGCCGUCCACUCUUCGCCUUCGUUUCCCUUUUUCAUCCGCUAUUAAUGACUCUCACUCUAAUCAGGCCACCCAGCUUUCCCUUUUCCGAACGUUUCUUCUGAUUUUCCGCCCAAAAGUGACAAAAAACACUAAUUUCCACCCGUUGAUAAUUCGCUAAUUAUAUUAUCAAUUUCCUUUUUUUUUGUCGCAUCUUCUUCUUCUUGAUUAUGUGAUUAUAGGGGCGGAAAUCAGGGGGAGAAACAAGAGAUAUCUUCGUCUUCGGAAGGAAGUGGAUGAUAUCCCCCGUUUUCUGAUAUUAUCCACUUCCCACUCCGUCGUCGACGCCUUUUAUCGAUUUCCUUCCCAGUGUUUUCAGAAUUGGCGCUACGGUACUUGGACGCGUGCACCAGCCCCUUCUUCCAGUGAUUAUGCCUAUCACCACGGAUCUCUGAACAGACCACGCCCACCUCCGACCACUUCCAAUUCCACGUGGCAUUUCCCAGUGCCCGAGUUAGUCCGAGUUUGACUUUUGUUCGCGUUUUUUCACGCAAACUUUUUCGACAAUUCAAAAACAAAAAAAAAACGAGUGUGUAUUUUUAGACCAAGUCGAAUGACUGAAAGCCAAAAUCGCAAAGUGCUGCGGACUGAUUGGUAUGAGGCACAGAAUACACGUGGCAGAGUUAAUGAGUGGGUCAAGUUUUUCGAUUUUUUCUUGAAACAUUUUCGGUGAAAAACCUGUGCUCAAAAACACCUCGUCACUUUGUUUUUCACACACGCACACACACACUUUCAGAUGAACUAAAACAUCACCAUCAAAAUGUUCCGGUUCACUUCUCCACCGAUUCUUUCAGAAAUCUCGACGCGGCCUCCACAGCGGCUUGUGUCAACGAGCUGAACUCGGCCAAACUGCAAAGGUCUCAGAGCGAACGGAUCAAGGAUCGCGCCAGAGCGAUCAUGAAGAAAAUGGACCUGCGGUCACAGAAUAAGUGAGUUUGUACUCCUUUUUCUUUUUUUUGUUUAAAGAACUUUUUGAAGUUGAGCUUCUUUUCAGACGCCCCAAAGAAGCUCGAGCCCGACCGGUUCCUCUAUCCAUCGGGGAUCCUGUGCUCGUCUCCUACGACACUCCGAAGAAUUCGAUGAGGUCGCAUCACAUUGACAGACCUUCCAUUCUACCAGGUAUGACUUUUUGAAUUGAAUUUUGAGUCUGCAAGGUUUGACGUGAAUGCUAAUCUUAACAUUCUAUUCCUAUCUCCUGUCAAACUUACAUUUCUUAACAAAAUUCCCAUCGUUCCCAUUGACAUUGGUUUUGUUCAGAACGAGGCCGUCAACUGUAUCAGAGUGCCGGUUAUCCGGCUCGCAGUAAAUCUAUCGCUCAAAACCGGAGAGUCGGUCUCGUUUUCAUGACGCCGACGAGUCCGGACCAGAAUUCCACGAUCGAACCAGCUUUCGGUGGAUUCUCGGAUCGAGACACCUCGAUUUCGAUGUCCCGAUCCGACUACCGCGGCCGCCGGGAACUAUCGAUGCCUCCACCGUCGCGACACCGGGUCAACCACGUGAUUCCCAUGCUUCCGAACCACGACGGUACCCUGCGUCGCCGCGAAAUCAUGCCGUUUGACUCGUAUUUGUAUCCGGGAAUGUCCGAAAGGUUUUCCUAUUUCCUAUUUGACGCUCUCCUUUCCUAAGCAUGCUUUUUAGAAGUUACGAGAACUCCAAAAGCUCGAAUCUGUUUCCGGAACAUCAGAAAGUCGAAGAGAAGCCCACAGAUUCUAACAAUAUCAGCAUGUUCAACGACGGAUACUACACGCAUGGUUUGACUUUCUCCUUUCUUUUUCUAAUAACAAAAACGCUCGACCGCACUGAUCGACCAAUUUGAGAGCAGUGCGAUGGAGCGCUGUUGGCAAUUACCACCCUUAUAAGAACAAUUUUAGAAAUGAAAACCUCGCUGCCACGUCACAACAACCUCAAAGUGAACACGGAAAAGACGGAAGUGCUGUCGAGUUCCGAGGAAACCAAGACGACGCUGACGAGACGCAGUGAUUCGGGGCUCGGUUCGAGUCUCUCCAGAAGCCCAAGCGGUCCGUACACCCAAAGAAUCCGCCAGUCCCUUCUACCGUAUCCCGCGCCCGCAGCCACGUUCUCCGGCAACAGCUCCGCGUUCUCCUGCUGCUCAUGGUCUUCGUCGACGAAACAGAACGAGAUGUACGGCUCUAUGCGAUCGAAUUCACUCGGCGAAGAGUGCGGUAACGAGUUCACCGACAUCGAAAUGGCCAGAUCCAUAGACAGUCUCAACUUGAUCGAAAUGUCGAAGCUCCGAAAAACCGCGCACGUGCGGUUGACGUCGAUUCUCGAAAGAGCCAUGGACGGAAAGUAUUCGCUUUCGGAUCCGGAACACGAGGAGCUGCCGUCGAAACAAGUGUGGAGUGUUCAGCGACUGAUAAAACGGAUGAAGAUUACGGAUGCGACGAAGGGAAACAAGGAGAACGAGGAUGGGGGCACAAUAUUCGGAGUCGGAUUGGACACAAUCUACCAGAGAACCGGAUACUUCCUUCCAAGACCCAUCUUGGAAAUUAUGAACUUUUUGAGAAAUGUGGCCCCGGAGACUGUGGGAAUCUUUCGCAAAAACGGAGUGAAAUCCAGAAUCGCGGAACUUCGCGCCAUCAUCGACAACAAAUCGGUGGGCAGCUCGGACGUCUUCGUCGGCGAAAAUAGUUUGGACUCGACGCAAGUGCAUGACGUGGCAGACCUUCUGAAACAGUACCUCAGAGACUUGCCCGAACCGCUCAUGACCGUCAAGAUGUCCGAAGUGUUCGCCAAUAUCUGCUCGAGUGUUCCGGAUGUGGAUAGGUAGGAUUGGCGCUACAACGAGGGAAGUGUUACGAUUUGGAACUCGCAACGGUAAAAUAUAACUGCGAGUUCCAAAUCGUAACACUUUCAUUCCUUCUACUUGGUUGUAGAAUUUACGAUGGGAAACUGAAAAAAUUGUAAUAAUUGCAGACUGACAGCUCUUCAGUACGCGAUCGUUCUGAUGCCAGAUGAAAAUCGUGAGGCUCUCAAGACUCUGUUGCUGUUUUUGAAGGAUGUCUCUAGAAACGCACAAGUGAACAAUGUAAGUUGAGAAAUUGAAUCACAAAUCAGCAAACCCUUUUGUUUCCAGAUGACCGCCCAAAAUCUGUCCGUCUGCUUCACUCCCUCUCUCUUCCAACUCGGCGCCUCUCGGCUCGACAAGCUCACUCCAGGAAGCCGUCGCCACAAAACAGUCGGAGCAACCGGACUGCCGACGGACAAAGAAAUGAAGGAGGCGAGGGCGUGCCAACUGUGUCUGACUAUGCUCAUCGAGUAUGCUCAGACUGUCUUUAUGGUGCCAGACGUUGUGGAUGAGCGGUUAGUUAUCGGAAAAAGUUGAGGUUCUAACUAAAUGCCUUUCAGUUCGGAUGCCGAAGAGGACAUUCCCAGUUUGACUGAUUUGGGUCUCAAGGGUCCCCGAUCGUUCCUCGUCGACCGAGUGAUCGACAUGAUCCGAGAUCACUCGGACGGCUGGAAGAGUUGGACUCUGGAAGGAAGCCAUCGGGGCGUCGAGAUCACUUCGAAGCGCCCGACAGACUCGCACCCGCUCAAAACGUUCCGUGUCUGGAUGGACGUCCCCGCGGCGCCCAAAUCGGUAAUGAUGCGUAUUCUCAAGGAACGCUACGCCUGGGACACGUCUGUCAUCAACUGGCGCCACGUGGAAUACGUCAGCGCGCCGGACACUGACAUCCAUCAAUACGUGAUCAACGAGACGAUCGGUCACCCGACGAAAGACUGCCACGUGGCACGAUUCCACUCCUCUGGGCUCACGGAGAUCCGAGGCGCCUGUGCGAUUGCGGAGAGGAGUGUCAAGUGCGCCGAGGAUCAGUUAUUGGGCGGCGUGUCGGCCACGAUCUUCGACCAACGGUUCCUGAUCGAGCCGGUCAGUGGCGGAAUGUCACGGGUCAAUUAUAUCGCUCGCGUUGAUCUCAAGUGAGUUUUUAUCCAAAAUAAUAGACUUUAAUAUGCUACAAAAUUACGUUUUCAUGUUAGAAAACGCAGUAUGAAACUCUAUAUAAACCCAACUUUUUUCAGGGGUCGCUCCUUACAAUGGUACAACAAAUCGUUCGGCUCAACCAUGUGUCGCCACGUGGAUCACCUACGCCAAUCGUUCGUUUUGCCAGACAGAGGCGGCCCAGAAACUAAUGUCUAA
Messenger RNA from Caenorhabditis sp. 36 PRJEB53466, 10058 nucleotides. The record is from the annotation of a GenBank genome assembly. Lineage: Eukaryota; Metazoa; Nematoda; Chromadorea; Rhabditida; Rhabditidae.